AUGGCUGCUGAGGAAAAGAUAUCUGCCGAAAAGCCGCGCGCUCCACCAUCGGCCUACUUUCUUUUCUUACAAAAAGAGCACGCCUCCAUCCGCCAGCAGCUUGCCCAGGAGAGCGGCAGGGACCGGAUUCCCCUCGCAGAGGUACAAAAAGCUGUUAGCGAGAGGUGGAAAAGCCUAUCUUCAGCCGAGCGAGAGGCCUACAAUGAAGAGGCGCGACUGAGGAAGCAGGAGCACCAACAGCAGGUUUUACGGCGCGACAAGGAGAUACGAGAGAGAGCGACGGGGGAUCAGAAAAAUCCCAGUUACAAACGAAGCCUUCCGGAUGCCGCAGACCUAUUCCCACAGGCCCGAGUCAACAAAAUUGUCAAGCUCGACACAUCGCGUGCCCGGGUUACAGCUGUUGCAGCCCGAACGAUGAACCUCGCAAUGAUGUUGUCUUAUUCACUGAAUGUGUUAUGUCAGGUUCUGGCGCUCCGCCGCUUCGCAGUCUUGGCCGACUCCUGCCGAAGCGGGCGGAGCACUCUAAUGCAGGAGGAUGUCUUCUCAAUGAUUCGUCAAGGCGGUGCGGAUCUGGCAAUUUUGCAGGGGGUUCUGUAUGCUUUGGAUACCGACGACAGUAGCGAUGACGACGGUCUUAUGGACUUGGCAAGCGGUACUGAUGAUUCGUUUUACAAUUCGACGUCGGCUGACACUGUUGCCGAUCACCAGACAGAGAAUAAGAAACGACGUCUACCAAACGUUUUGAAUGAUGACGGUGCAUAUCGCGUUGAGAAUGUGAAAUCGACGAGGCCCACAAACCGCAAAAGAGUGCUCCCCAUGAAGGGCAGGAAGAAACCAUCAGGCUCGAAAGGUCUGCAGUGUGCGGAUAUCAGUUCGUUCUUCUCUCGCACACGCUAA
Molecule: messenger RNA, 897 nt
Organism: Neospora caninum
Lineage: Eukaryota; Apicomplexa; Conoidasida; Eucoccidiorida; Sarcocystidae
Product: putative high mobility group (HMG)box domain-containing protein
Exons: 11
Coding region: 1-897 (298 amino acids)
Source: RefSeq, a predicted model, not a curated record